This is a messenger RNA of Brenthis ino (lesser marbled fritillary), 1527 nucleotides long. NCBI's taxonomy places the organism in Eukaryota, Metazoa, Arthropoda, Insecta, Lepidoptera, Nymphalidae. The record is from the annotation of a GenBank genome assembly.
AUGAUUUUACUUGUUAUUAUUUUGCUCGUCGCAAUUUACUUAUACACGACCCGAAACCAUAAUUACUGGGCUAAAAGGAAUAUAAAAUAUAAUCCACCAUUGCCUGUAUUUGGCAAUCACCUGCAAAAAGCUUUCGCAAUCAAAAGUAUAACCGAUGUAACAGUUGAUUUAUAUUAUAAAUAUCCUGAGGAGAAAGUCGUGGGCUAUUUCAGCGGAAAUACACCUGAACUUAUAAUCCGAGAUCCAGAAAUAGUGAGAGAUAUAUUAAGUGUUGACUUUACAUAUUUUUAUAUACGGGGCUUAGGAAGGGAUGUGAAAAAGGAACCUUUACUGAAAAAUAUUUUCAAUGCAGAAGGAGAUAUCUGGAGGCUUGUACGUCAAAGAUUAACUCCCGCUUUUACAACAGCCAAGUUGAAAGGUAUGUUUCCAUUAAUAGUCAAAUGUGCUGAGAAGCUACAUGGAUUAGGUGAUGACAUUGUAGCCAAAGGUGGAGAAUGUGACGUUCGUGAACUCAUGGCUCGAUUCACCACCGAAUUUAUUGGUGCUUGUGGUCUUGGUAUUGAAAUGGAUACGAUUACCAAUGAGAACUCAUUUUUCCGACAACUAGGGAAAGAUAUUUUCACCCGUUCAAGAAAAGAUGUUUUUUUCUUUGCUAUUUGGGAACUAUUUCCAGAAAUCAGGAGCAUGCUUAAUCUUUUUGAUCCCAAACUUGAAAAAGUAUUCAUUGAAAUUAUAACUAAGGUGUUUGAACAAAGAAACUAUAAACCUUCGGGAAGGCAUGACUUUGUGGACUUGUUAUUGGAUUUAGCAGCCAAAGGCAAAAUAAAGGGUGAGUCUAUCGAGGAACAACAACCAGACGGAACCCCAAAAUAUGUCGAAAUGGAAAUGGAUUUGCUCUGUAUGGUAGCACAAGUGUUCGUAUUCUUUGGUGCUGGCUUCGAAACUUCGUCUUCUUCUACAAGCUUUACCUUACAUGAACUUGCUUUCAAUCCCGAUAUACAAGAAAAUAUACAAAAUGAAAUUGACCGAGUUCUGGCUAAAUACGAUAACGAACUUUGCUUUGACGCUGUUGCAGAAAUGACGCUCCUAGAUAUGGCAUUUAAAGAGUCUUUGAGAAUGUUCCCUCCUUUAGGUACUCUACAUAGAGUUUGCGCCAAAAAAUACACAAUCUCUCAAAUUGGUGUGACCAUUGAUCCUGGAGUACAAAUCAUAAUUCCUUUACAAGCCAUUCAGAAUGAUCCGCAAUAUUUUGAAAAUCCGGAUAAAUUUAUGCCUGAAAGGUUUAGCGCACAAGAGGAGAGUGCUAGACGUAACUAUGUGUAUUUACCUUUUGGAGAAGGUCCCCGAGCGUGCAUAGGAGCUCGUUUGGGACACAUGCAGUCUCUAGCGGGGCUGGCCGCUGUACUGCAUAGGUUUUCAGUAGAACCGUCGAAUAAGACACGAAGGAAGCCUCUAGUUGAUCCAAAAUUAAAUGUUAUACAGAGUGUUAUAAAUGGAAUCCCGCUUAAACUGAAAUUGAGAAAAAAA